AGUGCAGCCAGAAGCCUCCAGGAAUUAAAAACAGACAUCAGGGUUGCGCUUUAGCUGCAGGAUGGGCUCCAAAAGCUCCAGCUUGAACAAAAUCCCGAAUGCACAGGAGCUCAUGCAGGAAACUGGCUUCUCCGCUGCUCACAUCCUUCGUCUGUACGAGAGGUUUGAGUUUCUGGACGUAGACCAGAUGGGAGAGCUCAGGCCUGAGGAUUUCGGAGCAAUUCGGGAGUUGUCCAUGAACCCCAUCGGAGACAGAAUCAUCAGUGCCUUUUUCUCUCCAGGAAAGGAAACGGUGGACUUUGCCUCCUUUGUUCGGAUUCUGGCUCAUUUUCGUUCCACAGAAACCAACCGAACCAGAGAUGGAGCACAGCCGGAGCCGGCCAACAGCAGGACCAGGAAACUCAAAUUUGCUUUCCAGUUGUAUGAUCAGGACAGAGAUGGAAAGAUUUCACGAGAAGAGCUUCUUCAGGUGCUGCGGACGAUGAUGGAGAUGCAGGUAACAGAGGAGCAGCUGCAGAGCAUCGCCGAGCGAGCCAUCCAGGAAGCCGACCUGGACCAAGAUGACGCCAUCUCCUUCGACGAGUUCAGAAAGUCAAUGGAGAAAGUGGACAUCGAUCACAAGAUGAGUAUUCGCUUCCUGAGUUAAAGACAAGGCGUCAGUCGUCUUGUUGUCUUUCUAAAUCCUGCUAGAGGAGACAAAGAUGGAGACACAACAAAGUGUGUAGUGAUGUUUUGUCUUGUAAAUUCAGUUCACAAUAUUGUAGAAAUAUAUUGGGUUUAGAAUAAGAAUGUCCUGUAGCCUGGGAUGGCCUCGCUGUCUCCUCCUGAUACAUUUCAUAAACAUUUGGAACAGAAUGCACCUAAUGAAAUAUCUAAAAGUAACAGACAAUCUUUAGGCCAUGAGAGAAGAAUAGAAUGAGAGCGAUCCCAAGGCUAGCGCGAAACUUCUCUAUCUUCUCGGAGACAGAAAGUCUGAGUGAUAUCCAACCGAUUGGCGGCCCAGACGCCAUGGCGGGAGGAGGAACCUGAAGAUGAAUAAAAGAAUAGGGAAAAGGAAGGUCCGGUGUAAGACCCGGAGAGACUUUGUUGGUGGCUAUGGAGAGAAAGUCUUGAAGGAGCGGCUGAUCCAUAUGCAUAUGGUGGUCUGCUUGCAAUAUCAUUUUACUAAAGAUUGUUAUAGUUUAACUGAACGAAUCCUGAGUAUUCAUUUCCUGGUCUGCCUUUCAAUGUUCACAAUAAUUAAAGGUGAAAACUUGAGAAGUGACCGGUGGAGUCAAAAAGACUGGCUAUUUGAGCCGGAGUAGAAUCGGUCGCAUCUUUUCCUACAAUAUGAAGAGAAACAAGUAGGACGGAAGAAAUCAGAGUCAGCACGGACCAUCCACGUGCAGCCCAAAUACCGUAUUGACCCGAAUAUGACACGCCCCUGUGUUGUCCGCUUUUCUGUUCACAUGAGGAGAGCCAUAGACCCCGCGGAUCCAGGCGACUACACAGACCAAGUGUCACUCCUCGUGUGAAUAGCCCCUUUAUGCUUCAAAAGUAUUAUGACAAACUUGAGACUUUCUUCACUUCAUAUGAACACCAUAUGUGUUAUUCAUGGCUCAAUUCAAACAUUCUCUACCUGUUCACUACCGUAUUCUUUUUUUUCCGAAUUAAGCUCCCAUCGUGGUCCACCAGGAGAGGGUGGACUUCACCUUUCUAUGGGGGAGAAAAUCUAAUUUUUGAAAAGGUUUUCAGUCUGAGAAUCUUAUGAAAUGUUAAAAUGAAUGUUAAGGUUGGAACUGUCCGCCUGUAAUGAAGUAUCUUUGUGGUUUUUAGUAAUAACUAACCAAUGCCGAUGCAGAUUUUGGCUCAUGAAUAUCAAAACACUAAAUAAACAAGUUGUCUCCAGGCA
Messenger RNA from Perca fluviatilis (European perch), 1891 nucleotides. It is a transcript of the gene chp2, whose product is annotated as calcineurin-like EF-hand protein 2. The transcript has 7 exons. Gene Ontology annotation, molecular function: calcium ion binding. The record is from RefSeq and is a predicted model, not a curated record. NCBI's taxonomy places the organism in Eukaryota, Metazoa, Chordata, Actinopteri, Perciformes, Percidae. Bases 62 to 646 code for a protein of 194 amino acids.